Molecule: messenger RNA, 1627 nt
Organism: Camelina sativa (false flax)
Lineage: Eukaryota; Viridiplantae; Streptophyta; Magnoliopsida; Brassicales; Brassicaceae
Source: RefSeq, a predicted model, not a curated record
UGUUGGACUUCCCAACUUACCUAGCGGAAGAAAAGGGCUAGAGAGGUUUUUAAUCCCCAGAAUUUUAUCGACUCUGUAAUCUUUCCAGUGAUUCAGCCGUUGCUCAUCCGCCCGCGAUUGAUUCCGAUUCCGAUUCCAUAGACGGUCGAUAACAUCCACAUAACCCCUAACCUCUUCCCCCGAAAGGUAAAACAUCUGUGUUAUUUGGCCUUAGGGAAAUUAGGUUUUCUUUUUGUACUAAUCAAGUUUAGUGGUAUGGGAUGAAAUCAGACCGUAGAACCCUAAUUCCUAUCUUUCGAUCCGACCAAUUUGGGAAGCCUUACACGAUGUGUGAGACGUCCUAUCGGUUAUACUGCAAGGGUUUGGUGAGUGAAGAGGUGGUUAAGGACGAGACUAGGCAGAUCGGUGGUUUUGGUGUGGCCAUCUGUGACCCCGAGGAUAACCGACUAUAUGAGAUGAAGAAAGCUCUGGGAGAUGAAGAGUCCACACACCAGCAAGUUGCGGAAUUGGCGGCCGUAGUUCAUGGGUUGAAGUGGGCGUUGGAGCUCGAUUUGGCAAGGGUCACAUUCUUCUGUGAUGAUUCCAAUAUCUUACAAUACGUAACAGGUAAAGCUGAACCAAACGAGUCCAGUGUAGCAACACUUGUGAAGGAAGUGGCUCUUCUUCAGAGCAGAUUCUCGUCUUGCGAAGCACUUCCUGCAUCUGUGACUGUGAGCAGUGGGGGCAUCACUUUUGUCCUUGAGCAUGCCAGAGCUGCUAUAGCUUCCCAGAUCAGGUGGCGUGAAGGUCACGUCUACAUGGAGACUUGUCCAAUAUGCUGUGAAGACGUCUCAUGUGAUAACAAGUUUGAGGUACCUGGUUGUUUCCACCGCUUCUGCGUUGCUUGCAUUAAGAGACAAGUCGACGAGGCACUGGAUUGGCAUAAACCAGUAAAGUGCCCAAGCUUGGGUUGCAACUUGGUUGGAUCCUGUGCGGCUUAGACACAUGACUGAAUAUCUUUCGGAGAGUGCGCUGCUUGCUCAUAUGACCCGAAAAAGGGACAACAGAGUACACUGUGCGUCACCCGAAUGUACCGUUUUAAUGCCCAAGGCCAAAAUCACUGAGUACUCAAAAAAGUUCUUCGUUGAUGCUGAGCUGUCAGGAGGAGCCAGAAAGUGCAUGGACUGUGGGUUUUUGUUACUGCGACAACUGCAGAACAGAAUGGCACUAUAAGUCUAUAACAUGACAUGUGAUGUAUUCCGUGAAACAGAGACUUAUCAGACAUCUCCUGCGGCACGUUUAGAAGCUAAGGCUAAGAGAUUAGGAUGGAGGAUAUGCAGGAAUUGCAAGUCGGUGCUUGUAAUUGAUCUACGUUGCAACCGUAUUACCUGCUCAUGCGGAUACCAGUUCUGUUACGUCUGUGAAGCUGAGUGGAACAAGGAAACCGGAUGUUGGUUACCAGGAGCCCGCGCUAUGAUUUAUCCUAGUAGCUAGGGAACGGGUUUCGUUGAUUUGGUUUUUACAGAGGAAGAGAAACUUGGAACUUUUGUACUCCAAAUUUCAUUAUUUUUCUUCUUGAGAAAUUGGUUAUAUGUACUUCAUUGGUCAAACAAGAAUUGACUUCAUUCGGGGUGGAAUCAAAAUCCUA